AGACUGAGACAUCCGUCCUAAAGAUGAGGUUCGUGUUUGGCUGGGCUGUGUUGGUGGUGACCCUGGGGGUCCUUCACUGUACCCCAGAGGACCUGCCAACAGGCAUAUCAGAGGACACCCUAAAAAAGCUUUCUCUAGAUGGAGAGAAGCUGGUGGAUGAAGAAGUGAGGAAAGCGCUUCAUGGAGUCAAGCAGAUGAAGGAGAUCAUGGUGAAGAACGAGGAGAAGCAUGAGCACCUGAUGAAGUCUCUCCGACACAGCAACGACAAGAAGAAGGGGGCGUCCGAGCUGACCCAGGAGGUGACGGAGAAGCUAGAAGAGGCUGAGGAACAGUGUAAGAUCUCCCUCCAGUCUGAAUGGGAAGAGUGUCGGCCGUGCCUGGAGGACGCGUGCAAGACCUUCUACACCUCCACCUGCCGCAGAGGAUUCUCUACUUUCCGUGUCAAGGUGGAGAACUUCUUCCGUAGGGUUUCCUCUCGCUUCAGCCCCCGGGAGCAGCGUCCCCUAGUGGUGGAAGGCAGCGUGGACGACGUGGUGGUGAAUCAGAGCUCAGAGAACUCAGACGUGGAGGUGGUCCGCAUCGAGGACUCUUUCAGCCGCCUGCUCACCAAGGUGACCUCCCUGUUUAACCGCAGCAGGGUGCUGGUCUCCCGCAUCCAGAACAAGCUGGACUCGGCUCUGCAGAAGGCCUUCUCUCCCAAGCUCAAGGACCAGGUGAAGCCCACUGAGGACCCCUUCUCCCCGGACCGCGACUCUGCCUUCCUCAAGGGAGUGGGCCUGGAGGAGGUCCUGGACUCUUUCUUUGACUUUGGGAAGAGCGUCGUGGAGGAGUUUGGGGCGGUGGUCACCCAGGUGUUCGAUGACCUGCAUGAUGCUGUGGAGGAGGAGUCUAAGAAAGAGAAGGACUUGUUUCCCCGCUUCCUGCAGAACAGGAAGUUGUGCAGAGACCUCCGCAGACAGACCUCAGAGUGCUGGCAGCUGCAGAACCAGUGUGAGGCCUGCCAAGGAGCCUUGCUCACAGAGUGUCCCAGCGUGCGGGAGCUGCACGUGGAGCUGGAUGAGGUGUCUCAGUUGCUGGAGGUUUCCAAGGAGCAGUAUGACGAGAUCCUGGGCAUCGUGCAGCGCCACACCGAGGACACGGUCAGCUGGCUCUCCAACAUGGACACUGAGUUCAGCUGGGUGGCCGAGCUAGCCGACAGCACCAACAUGCCCAAGAGUCUGUUCCGCAUCACCACGGUGUCCCAGACCAGCGAUGGAGACAACGCUCUCAAAGCAGACACCAAGGUGGAGGUGAACAUCCUGAACUCUCCCUCCCUCAUCCUCACCGUCCCUGCAGAGAUCAAGCUUCAGGACCCGACCUUCAUCCAGUACGUCACCCAGGAGGCCCUGGGCAUGUACAAGCAGAUGGUCCGGCAUGAGGAUGAGUAAGGCAGAGGGAGGAGUUAUGUGAUGGAAGAGUCAUGUGAUGGAGGCCACGGUCCAUGUCAUGUCCUAGUUUGUGGACGUCUUUUCAAGUGGUAGCCUAAGCACAACGUAAACAUUAUACUCUGUUCAAUAUUUAUUUUCUAGAUUAAAUGUAUAAAUGGAUGAAACACUGUUCAUAUUAUAUUAAGUUAAAUGUAAACUUGAACCAAAUUACCUUAAAAAUGUUGUCUUAUUGCAUGUUGUACAGUACAAGACAUUCCAAUAAAACUAUUUAUUCCAUAACCUGAGUAGGCCUACUAUUCUAGCAGUAUUCCUUAAAUGUUUAUAGUGGUAUUUUACAGAAACAUAGCUAACCACCUUUAUAAAAAUGUUUUUAUUUUUGACUGUACAAAUUCAUCAGAUUAGUAAUUCUAUUGACAAUUUCCUGUUACAGUUUUCAUUCACACAGGUCCUGCUUCUCAUUCUGACAACACAUACAGUUGUUUCCGGAUAUGUAAAAAGAACAAGACAGGUUUUCACACUUUUCCAAAGUUCUCACCAUAACCACAAUGACAAAAUUACUACCAUAAGAAGUUAUUUACCUCAUCACAAAUCUCCAUGUAGACUGACCACAGACUUCCCUGGGGAAACCGAACCAAGGACUCCAAACAAAUUCAGAGAACAUGAACUUAACGCUACUGGACAAAAGCUGAGAAAACUGAGAAGUGCCCCUCCUGUCGGACUCAACGGAAAGUCAACAUUUGACAGAGCCCUAACUCAAAGUGAAUAAACCAGCCUGUGUUUGGGUAGACAUUACCCUGCCAUAGCCCUUUGUCAAGAUACUUUGCAUAGAUGUAUUAUGUAUAACACCAGCCACCAGAAAUAUUUCAGUUUUUACUGCCCCAGUUUAACAGACUGCUCGAAUAUAGAAUUCCAGACUAUUAUAUCUUUGGAUCAGUAAACAUUAAACUCUGGGAACCAGGAGAAUGUCAAUGAAUAGGACUGUAGUGUGCACUGUGCAUGAAUCUUUAGUGAACUGCAGGGGGCGAUCUUGACAUUAAUAUACAUAUCACAAAGCAACCAAAAACAGCUGGCUCAAUGAUUUAAAGUUUU
Messenger RNA from Hypomesus transpacificus, 2516 nucleotides. It is a transcript of the gene clul1, whose product is annotated as clusterin-like 1 (retinal). The transcript has 8 exons. The record is from RefSeq and is a predicted model, not a curated record. NCBI's taxonomy places the organism in Eukaryota, Metazoa, Chordata, Actinopteri, Osmeriformes, Osmeridae. The coding region runs from base 24 to 1427 and encodes 467 amino acids.